Molecule: messenger RNA, 4419 nt
Organism: Klebsormidium nitens
Lineage: Eukaryota; Viridiplantae; Streptophyta; Klebsormidiophyceae; Klebsormidiales; Klebsormidiaceae
Source: the annotation of a GenBank genome assembly
UUGACUCGAAAAAUCACAAGCUUGCCGAGGAAGGCUUUCUUUAAGUUUAAUUCGCUGCUGUCUUCCUUGGUUGCUGGCCUACCUGUUGUCCCUUUCAUCACUUCUUUAGUCAUUUAAAACACCUGUAGUACUGUGGUGGAGAGUACUGGCGCAAGCGGGCGAAGACGAUGGAGAAAAGUACUUGUAUCUUGCUGCUGGUGGUGUUGGUGGGUUGUGGGGUUGCAGCAGGCAAGCCAGAUUCUCCAAUCGUAGACGAUGGGCACAUGUUCAGUGGCAGUCCGGUUCACCAGAAGGGCAUUUGCGCCAUGUACGAUAUUUGUGGUGCCAGAGAAGACGGGAAGCAACUAAACUGUCCAAAGAAUCACCCGGCGGUUGAGCCAAGUCCAGAAUUCUCCUACAAGGUCCAGGGGCUGUGUCCAGCCCUCACAGGGGACCUUUGCUGCUCUGAAGCGCAGUUCAAUGUGCUUCUGAACCAGAUCAAGCAGGCAGUCACCUUUCUGGCUGGUUGUCCUGCCUGCCUCCGCAACUUUCUCAACUUCUUCUGCGAGCUGGCGUGCUCUCCUGACCAGAGCCUCUUUGUCAACGUCACCGAAACUGCGCCGGCCUUCUCCACAAACCGGACCAGCGUUGCAGCAAUCGACUUCUUCGUGUCCGACGAUGUCGGCACUCGUAUGUACAACUCCUGUGCUGACGUCAAGUUUGCAGCGAUGAACACGCGGGCCAUGGAUUUUAUCGGUGGAGGGGCCACGGACUACCAUGAAUGGUUCGCUUUUCUUGGGAACAAGGCGGACCUGUACCUGCCCGGCUCGCCUUUCGCCAUCACAUUUCCAGACGAUCCUCCCCCUCACUCCGGUCUGACGGCGCUCGACAUGCCCGUCAUUGCCUGCUCCGAUCCUGCGUUUGCCUGCUCGUGCGGCGACUGCCCGUCCGCUGAUGGAUGUGCUCCGCCGGAACCGUCCGGAGGUAACGAGACUAGGCACGGGUGCGAGGUGCAGCUACUUGGGCAGAAGUUCGCCUGCCUCGACGUCGGUCUUGCCGUCGCUUUCCUCGCCUACCUAGUUCUCGUGGCAGUCAUCUGGGCAUCCAUGUUGCGGAGGCCCGCCAGACAAAGCGUUGAGGAGCCGUUGCUUGCUCACGGGGGAGACGGCCCGACUGCUUCAGAGAGGGGACUUCAACCCCCUCAAGUGGAGACCCCACCGUCUCGACGAAAGCUUGACGAAGAAACGGAGGACUUGCCGGAGGCCAGCUUUAUGCACACGUGGUAUAGGUGGCAAGGGGAGUGGAUCGCCGAGCGACCAGUGCUCGUCCUGUGCGUUGCCACGCUCGUGUGCCUCGCCCUCAUUGCGGGCAUGCUCAGAUUCUCCGUCGAGACGCGGCCGGAAAAGCUUUGGGUGCGGCCUGAUAGCCUCGCUGCCCAACAGAAGGCCUUCUACGACGAGCAUCUAGGGCCAUUCUAUCGGAUCGAACAACUUAUACUGGCCACCUCUCCAUCCGAAGACGGGGCUCCCGCACCAAGUAUUGUGACUGAGGACAACAUCGCGCUCCUGUUUCGCAUCCAUGAGGAGGUUGACGCUGUGACGGCGAACGACGGGGGGGCUGACGUCAGGCUGACGGACAUUUGCUUCAAGCCGAUGGGCGAGGCGUGCGCGACGCAGAGCGUGCUCCAGUACUGGAAGAUGGACCAAGACAACCUGGACAUGUACGGGGGCGUGGAGCACGCGGAGUUCUGCUUUGAGCACUACUCCUCGUCAGCGCCGUGCUUGAGCGCCUUCAAGGCGCCCAUGGACCCCCACGUGGUCCUCGGCGGCUUCCCGGGCAACAACUACUCCGAUGCCACGGCUUUCGUUAUCACCUUCCCGGUUGUCAACUCGGUCAACUCGUCGAGCGAGCAGAUUCAGGCAGCGCAGGCCUGGGAGGCUGCCUUUGUCAACCUCACGGAGUCCAAGCUGGUGAAGCUGGCGGCCGACGCGGGCCUCACGCUGGCCUACUCUUCCGAAAGCUCCAUCGAAGCGGAGCUGACUCGGGAGAGCACCGCCGACAUUGUUACCGUCGUGUUGAGCUACCUCGUCAUGUUUGUGUACAUCUCCUUCACGCUGGGCGACCGCGCCCCGGGCGUCGCCCCUUUCUACGUGACCUCCAAGGUCGUGUUGGGCUUGAGCGGUGUCCUCAUCGUGGUGGCGUCAGUACUGGGCGCCGUGGGCCUGUGCAGCGCACUCGGCGUCAAGUCCACCCUCAUCAUCGUCGAAGUCAUCCCCUUCCUCGUACUGGCGGUCGGAGUAGAUAACAUGUGCAUUCUGGUGCACGCCCUGAAGCGCCAGCCUUUGGAUCUUCCCCUAGAGAAGCGCGCCGGGGGUGCGCUUGCCGAGGCGGGGCCUUCCAUUACUUUGGCCAGUCUGGCGGAGGUCAUGGCGUUCGGAGUCGGGACGCUGACGCCCAUGCCGGCCUGCCAGGUCUUCUCGCUCUUUGCGGCGCUGGCGGUGUUUCUGGACUUUUUGCUCCAGGUGACGGCCUUUGUCGCCCUGGUUACGCUCGACUUCCGGCGAGCCGAGAGCGGCCGCGUCGACUGCCUGCCCUGCUUACGCAUGGCGGGCAGGGAAGUGGCCACGGUGGAAGAGGCGCGGCCGCGGAGCCUGCUGGAGCGAUACAUGGAGGACUUCCACGCCCCUGUGCUGAGCCUUCCCGCCGUCAAGGCCGCCGUUCUAGUAUUUUUCGGUGCGCUGCUGUUCACCUCUAUCGGCCUGGCCUCGCGCAUUUCCCCGGGGCUCGAGCAGCAAGUGGCGCUGCCGAGAGAUUCAUAUCUGCAGGGCUACUUCAGCAACAUCACGGAGUAUCUGCGUGUUGGCCCGCCCAUGUUCCUAAUUGUCGAGGACUACAACUUCAGCACUGCCAGCAACCAGACCAACCGGCUUUGUUCCGUCAGCGGCUGUGAUGCUGACUCGCUGCUCAACGAAGUGACCCGCGCGUCCCUCGAUCCAACCGCCACAUUCAUUGCGCGGCCCGCAGCGUCGUGGCUGGACGACUUUCUGACGUGGCUCUCCCCGAACGCGUUCGGCUGCUGCCGCCAGUUUUCGGACGGGGACUACUGCCCGCCGGACGACCAGCCGCCGUGCUGUCCGGAAGGAGCGUUCGACUGCACGCAGUACACUGUGUGCGCAAACUGCACUACGUGCUUCAUUCCGGCGGAUCUCACCGACGGCCGCCCCACCGACGCCGCUUUCCGCGAGAAGCUCCCCUGGUUCCUUGCGGCUGUGCCCUCCGCCGACUGCGCCAAAGGCGGCCACGGGGCCUACAGCCACAGCCUUGACGUCACGGGGCUCGAAGAUGACGUCAUCCGGGCGUCCGAGUUCCGCACGUACCACACGCCGAUGCGGACGCAGACAGACUUCGUCGAGGCGCUGCGGGCGGCGCGCGAGUUUGUGGACAGGGCGUCGGAAAAGCUCAAGGUCAAGGUCUUCGCGUACUCCGUCUUCUACAUCUUCUUCGAGCAGUACCUGGACAUCAUGCGGACCGCCGUGACCAGCCUCGCACUUGCCACAGCUGCCGUGUUUCUGGUGUGCUGGCUCAUCACCCUCAGCCUUUGGACGUCAACGGUCAUCAUCGGCGUUCUUGCCGCAAUCGUCGUCGACUUAAUGGGGCUGAUGUAUCUGUGGGGCAUCCAGCUGAACGCCAUCUCCGUGGUAAACCUGGUCAUGUCCAUCGGGAUCGGCGUCGAGUUCUGUGUACAUAUCACGCACGCAUUCGCAGGCGCAUACGGCACGCGGCAAGAAAGGGCGACGCACGCGCUUAUGACGAUGGGGUCUUCGGUCUUCAGCGGCAUCACGCUGACCAAGUUUGCGGGAGUGCUCGUCCUCCUCUUUGCGAGGUCUGAGAUCUUUGUGAUCUACUACUUCCGCAUGUACUUCGGUCUGGUAAUUCUGGGGGCCUUACACGGCCUCGUCUUCCUUCCGGUCGUGUUGAGCAUAUGUGGGCCGCCCAACACUGCUCUCGAUACGUGCGUGAAGACCUUCCGACAAGCCCUCCUUCCGCCUCCCGUCCUUUCUUUGGAGUAGGCAAUUGAUACCUUGAGGCACAGGAUGCGGGCCAGAAUGUUGUACACUGAAAAUACUGUUGGGCGAUUGUAGAGGAAGGUCGAUUGUUCUGAUAUCGAGACUUUGUAACAUACUGUGAGGCCACAAGAUUGUGGUCCUUUUUGCGGUUGAGGUAGUCGAGAUAAGCGCGGACUAUAUAGCUGGUUUGAGGCAUCGGCUUGAGGACCUGCGGCACUAGUUGUAAAGGAGAUUCAAGUCGACAAGAUCAGAUUUCGACUUGUGCGCUUCCAGUUCCGUUGCGAACUCGUAGCAUCACGGGGCACUUGAUUCGUGUACUUUCGAUCAGUAUAAUAAACGUUUCGAUGAGCCCUCGCAAUUGUAGAAUCGGAGU